UAGGAAGCGGGGAUGCCCCAGGAGGCUGAGUUGAGGCUGCAUUUUGCCAUGGAGGCCGCGGAAGUGGAGUUCCUGGCCGAGCAAGAGCCGGUUACCAUCAUCCCCAACUUCAGCCUGGACAGGAUCUACCUCAUUGGGGGAGACCUGGGUCCCUUCAAUCCUGGGCUUCCUGUGCAAGUUCCUCUCUGGCUGGCUAUCAACCUAAAACAGAGGCAGAAGUGCCGCUUGAUCCCUCCCGAAUGGAUGGAUGUGGAGAAACUGGAGCAAAUCCGAGAGCAAGAGCGCAAUGAAGAGACUUUUACCCCAAUGCCCAGCCCUUACUACAUGGAAUUAACUAAAUUACUAUUGAACUAUGCUGCAGACAAUAUUCCAAAGGCAGAUGAGAUCCGGACGCUGGUUAAGGAUACGUGGGACACUCGAAUAGCAAAGCUCCGGUUGUCUGCAGAUAGCUUUGUCAGGCAGCAGGAAGCUCAUGCCAGGCUGGAUAACCUGACUUUGAUGGAGAUCAACACCACGGGCCCUUUCCUCACUCAAGCUUUAGAUCACAUGUACAAGCUCCGCACAAAUCUCCAGCCUGGAGCGAGUGCCCAAUCUCAGGACUUUUGACAGCAGAAGUCUUCUGUGCACUCUCUUUCCGAUGCUCUGUUGCUGAUAAAUCCUUCCUGUGGCUGAAUUACCUGUAUGCUGUUAUAUACCUUUGGUCGUCUUACAAAGUUGCCUGAAAGCAAAAAUGACUUUGUCUCAGUGUUUGGUAGUAUUUGUGAGCAAAGUCGUCCAGUGCUCAUAUGCCAUAUCUGUGGUGUGGUAUCUGGACCAGUUUGCCGGGGUUCCUUGGAAUUGCUUCACUGAAAGGAUCAUACAGAUAUCCUCAGCAAAGCGAUGUUCUGGUGCAUCAGUACUCCAGAUACCUGUGCGGCCGCCAUUGCUGUCAUUCCAAGACGAAUUGGCUGAGUUUUUCACCAUUUUCUGCGUUGGAUUGUUGAAUUCUUUUGUCGUCAACCAGAAGGAGGAAACAAAUCGGUCCUCCCUCAGAUAGUUCCCAUUCCUCAUUGGGCCGUUAUCUUCUGAAGUCUCCAGAAGGAAUGACAAGAGUCAGUCUAUUUUUUACACUUGGCCACACAGCACUGCUUUGGGCCUGUCUCAAAGUGAUGUGUAACUGCAGAGACAUCUUUCAAGAAGGGCGCACUUUUCCCACUUACUGUCACCUAUGUCUUCGCUGUGUAUUUUGUGUUGUGAUAAAGGAUCUUUUUCUUGGCAGCAACACUUUUAA
Anolis sagrei ordinatus is the source of this 1270-nucleotide messenger RNA. RefSeq names its product GINS complex subunit 2 (gene GINS2). The record is from RefSeq and is a predicted model, not a curated record. Lineage: Eukaryota; Metazoa; Chordata; Lepidosauria; Squamata; Anolidae. Gene Ontology annotation, cellular component: GINS complex; nucleus. Gene Ontology annotation, biological process: double-strand break repair via break-induced replication; DNA replication.